Messenger RNA from Cadophora gregata, 1030 nucleotides. RefSeq lists its product as uncharacterized. Bases 254 to 1030 code for a protein of 258 amino acids. The record is from RefSeq and is a predicted model, not a curated record. The transcript has 3 exons. NCBI's taxonomy places the organism in Eukaryota, Fungi, Ascomycota, Leotiomycetes, Helotiales, Ploettnerulaceae.
CCCUCCACGAACAAUUGUUUUGGUCCGAACAGUCCAAACGAGGCUGAUGGUCUGGUUUUACCCACCAAUUGAAACCCUGGAGCCGAUCGCUGAACACCCCCUGUCCAGCUGAUACUUGCUCUGGCUAGUGGAGGUUAGCCAGCUGCCAACAUCCCCAGUCUACUUGAACGACAGGCACAAAAGCACAACGGCGCGAUUGUUACCUCAUAUACACUCGUUUAUCUCUCCCAUCGCAUUGUCGCCAGCAUCAAUCAUGUCUUCCUCAGCUUCCUACCCAAUGACCCGUCUUGGCGGCAAAGCAUUCAAUCAUUCCUCGAGCGGCGAUGCUGAAGCAGAAUACGAUCGACUCCGCGACCUUGCGCGCCAGGAAGCGGGCAAGCGCUCGUCCUGUUUCGAUAAAGCGCAUCAAGCGUACGAACGAGGCGAUGGAGCUGCGGCGCAUCAAUUGUCCGAGGAAGGAAAGGCACAUGCGGCGAAGAUGGAUCAAUUCAACAAGCAGGCAUCCGAUUACAUCUUCCGCGAGAACAAUGCGCCCGGCCGAGUUGCGGACGACACGAUUGAUUUGCACGGGCAAUUCGUAGAGGAGGCAGAAGACAUCCUCGAGCAAAGGAUAAGAUACGCACGGCAGAACGGGCAGACGCACUUGCACGUAAUCGUCGGCAAGGGCAACCAUUCCGUAAACCAUGUCCAGAAAAUCAAGCCUCGUGUCGAACAAGUAUGCCGGGAACUGGGCCUCCAAUAUGCCACGGAAGAAAAUGCUGGGAGGAUGUAUGUCAAUCUCACUGGAGCACCAGCAAUAAUGCCACCUGCGGGCCAGCAGCACGGAGGUUAUCACGGACAGCAACCGCAGGGUGGUCAUCAACAGGGCGGGUAUCCUGGUCAGCAGAAUCAUGGUCAACAGCAACAUCAUGGCCAGCAGCAGCAACAUGGUAACCAGCAGAAUGGCCAGAAUGAUGAGAUGGAGAAGCUGGCUAAGAAGCUGUUGCCAAAACUAUUGAAGAAGCUGGACGGAUGCUGUGUUGUUAUGUAA